Messenger RNA from Acomys russatus (golden spiny mouse), 957 nucleotides. Its product is annotated as serine protease 30-like. The coding region runs from base 37 to 945 and encodes 302 amino acids. Gene Ontology annotation, biological process: proteolysis. The record is from RefSeq and is a predicted model, not a curated record. Gene Ontology annotation, molecular function: serine-type endopeptidase activity. Lineage: Eukaryota; Metazoa; Chordata; Mammalia; Rodentia; Muridae. The transcript is spliced from 6 exons.
CUCUGACCUGGCUGCGCUGCGGGCUGAAGAGGACCCAUGGAGCCCUGGGCAAGGUGCGUCUUUCUCCUCUUCCUGCAGUUACUUCCAGGGGGACGUGGGGAUAUGUUGCCAUCAGAUGCUGGGAAGAUUGUGGGUGGCCAAGAUGCUCUGGAAGGACAGUGGCCUUGGCAGGUCAGCCUGUGGACAGCCGAAGAGGGCCACAUAUGCGGGGGCUCCCUCAUCCACCAGAGGUGGGUGCUCACGGCUGCCCACUGCUUCCGCAGGUCUCUGAACCCUGGCUUCUACCAUGUGAAGAUUGGAGGAUUGACACUCUCCCUUCUGGAGCCCCACUCAACCUUGGUGGCGGCGAGGAGCAUCUUUGUCUACCCCACCUACCUCUGGGAAGACACGUCUAGUGGAGACAUUGCCCUGAUCCAGCUGGACACUCCUCUGCAGCCCUCUCAGUUCACUCCCAUCUGCCUCCCAGAAGCCCAUGCUCCUCUUACCCCUGGAACUGUGUGCUGGGUAACAGGCUGGGGGUCCACCCAGGAAAGAGUCUUGGCCAGUGUCCUCCAGGAGUUGGCUGUGCCCCUGUUGGACUCAGAGGAGUGUGAGAAGAUGUAUCACAUCCCGGAGACCAGCCAGUCAAGGAAGCAAAUUAUCCAGGCAGACAUGCUCUGUGCAGGCUUUGUAGAGGGCCAGAAAGACUCCUGCCAGGGUGACUCAGGGGGACCAUUGGUCUGUGCCAUCAAUGGUUCCUGGAUCCAGGUCGGGAUCACCAGCUGGGGUUUUGGCUGUGCUCGGCCAUACAAGCCUGGUGUAUACACUCAGGUGCCUGCCUAUGUAGACUGGAUUCAGAAAACCCUGGCAGUGAACAACUCUGAUGCCUGCCAUUCCAGAGGCUCUGGGGCACACCAAAUACUGCUCCUAGUGCUGUUGGCCUUUGUCUUGCCAUGGGUUCUGUGAACCACAAACUCU